AUGUCACACCAACAAUCCUCCCUGCCCAUCAUGACCACCCGCGGCGACGACAAGCCUUUUCACCACACCCAAGUGCCCCUCGAUCAUUCGGCGCUGAUUCAGUCGCGGGAGACUGGCGAUGUCCUCCCCGAUGAUACCCCAGUGCAAGGCAAUGUCAAGGCGUUGCCCUUUGCCAAGUCAUGGGUUCACAUGCUUGCGGGCGGUGUCGGUGGCAUGACAGCUGCAGCAAUGACUGCUCCUCUCGAUGUCCUCAAGACGAGACUGCAAUCCGAUUUUUACCAGGCCCAAAUCCGAGCAGCGCGCGAGGCUCAAGGCCAGGCGAUCGGUCGUCUUAACCCCGCCAGAGCGGCUCUCUACCACCUCAACGACACCCUCCAGAUUCUCGGCUCCGUGUACAGGACUGAGGGUUGGCGCGCUCUCUUCAAGGGUCUCGGUCCCAAUUUGGUCGGUGUGGUGCCUGCCCGUGCUAUCAACUUUUACGUGUACGGCAACGGAAAGCGCAUAAUCUCUCAAUAUCUCAACCACGGCGAAGAGGCCCCUUGGGUUCAUCUUUCCGCCGGUGUUGCAGCUGGUGUCGUUACCUCGACGGCGACGAACCCCAUUUGGAUGGUCAAGACGCGAUUGCAGCUCGAUAAGAACGUUGCUGAGAAGAGCGGUGGCGCCCAGCUGCGCCAGUACCGCAACAGCUACGACUGUGUGCGCCAGAUUAUGCGAAAUGAAGGCAUCCGAAGUCUGUACCGUGGAAUGAGUGCCAGUUAUCUCGGUGUUGUUGAGUCAACAAUGCAAUGGAUGCUGUACGAGCAAAUGAAGGCCUCUCUUGCCCGAAGGAACAACGAGAUUAUCAACAGCGGCCGUGAGAAGACAUUCUGGGAUAAGACUAUUGACUGGACUGGCAACGGCUUUGCUGCUGGAAGCGCCAAGCUUGUUGCUGCUGUUAUUGCUUAUCCUCACGAGGUUGCGCGAACCCGACUUCGACAAGCGCCCAUGGACAAUGGGCUGCCCAAGUACACGGGCUUGGUUCAGUGUUUCAAGCUCGUCUGGGUCGAAGAGGGUCUUAUGGGUCUCUACGGCGGCCUGACUCCUCAUCUCAUGCGAACAGUGCCCAGCGCAGCCAUCAUGUUUGCCAUGUAUGAGGGCAUUCUCCGACUCUUCCACACCCCUGCUUAA
Fusarium keratoplasticum is the source of this 1167-nucleotide messenger RNA. RefSeq lists its product as uncharacterized. The coding region runs from base 1 to 1167 and encodes 388 amino acids. The transcript has 3 exons. Gene Ontology annotation, molecular function: pyrimidine nucleotide transmembrane transporter activity. Gene Ontology annotation, cellular component: mitochondrion. Gene Ontology annotation, biological process: pyrimidine nucleotide import into mitochondrion. The record is from RefSeq and is a predicted model, not a curated record. Lineage: Eukaryota; Fungi; Ascomycota; Sordariomycetes; Hypocreales; Nectriaceae.